UUGAAUUCAUAUAUUAUUAACAAAUAAAUGGCUUUUAAUAAAGAUUUGAAUGAAAACAGUGUUUUGUAUCGAUUGUAUCCAUUGUUAAGUGAAAUCAAUGGAUCACUUAAUGAUUAUAUUUGCAAAUGUUAUACAUAUUUAGCAAAAUAUAUAUCGACUCACAUCUGGCAGAACCAGUCGUUUCAGUUGUCGAUUAUCACCGAUUCAAUCGAUGGUGAUAAUCACUUGCAGGGAAUCACAAAUUUUGGUGACAAUAUAGACGACGAAUGGCUGAUUGUAUAUCUGUUGUAUCGUUUGUCGCGAUUGGAUCCAAAUUUGGUGAUCAAAGUUGAGGACAGUGACGGCGAGUUUUUGUUGAUAGAAGCGGCCAAUGAUUUGCCGAAAUGGUGCGAACCAUCCAAUUGUCUCAACAGAGUCUUUAUUUAUCGACAAUCAGUUCAUAUAAUUCCCAUUAAUUGCAAAUCAUUUGCGAACAGAAUUCCGUCGAUUAAAGACUCGAUUGAAUAUAUUCGUCGAAAUCCCGACAAAACUCGAGCUCAAGAAGCAAUUCAAAGGAAUAUUUUGCGAAGAAUUGAAUGCUUUCCCAAACGUAUUAAAGAAUAUCAACAUAAAAGUCAUUGUUUUGUUCCCAUAGGAGUGGCAGCUCUUCUUAAACAUAAUCCGGGUCUUAUAUCAUGGGCUGUCAAUGCCUUUUAUAACCGAACUCCCGAUGAUCACAAAGUAUGUCAGGCCAUGAAAUACUUUCCACCCGAAAAUCGUGUUAUGUGUUGCGUAACAUUUACGCGAUGUCUUUACGGCCAACUUAUGUCUCAAUCUUAUACACCGGAUGUAAGAGUCGGUUGGAAUUUACCUCAGAAUAAUUCAAGAGAUUUUAAAUCUCAUGAUUUGGGAGUGAAAAUUGCUUCCGGUUUUGAAAUAUUGAUUUCAAGUUCAAAAUUUUCAUUUGAUGGAAAUGAUGAUCAAUUAGACUUUAAGACAGAUAGUCGAUGGCUUGCAUUUAAUAAAAGUUUAGUUAAAAAUGGAUAUUUUGGUAAUGAGCGAAACGGAUCCAAGAACUACAAUGAACUGUUGAAAAGAUCGCAAAUCUAUUUUCAAGAAUUUAUUUACAAUAAUCAAAAUAUCGAUGAAUUAGAUUGUUUUGAAACAAAAGGAGAAAAAAUUUACAAACUUUUGCAAACCUUAGAAAUAGAUGAAAAAAUUUUUGGAAAAGAGUCACAAAAUCUUGAAAAAGAAGACAGCGAUGAAUGGCUUAAUAUAGAUUGCGAUGAAUUGGAUGCUCUUUUGGCAGAAAAAUUUUGCUCAACCAAUAAGUCAAACAAUUGCUCAGAGAUUUCAACACAAAUUCCUUCAACACUUCAGGCAUUUGUCUCAAAUCAGAAGUCGGGUCUCAAAGGAGCUGAAGCGCCAAAAUCAUUGAAAACGUCUAAAAUAGACUUCAAUGAAGACACGUUUAAUGACGCUUUAAGUACUGUUUUGUCAUUAAAAAUACCACAAUUGGAGACCGACUCGUCUUCAGGAAUGAGUGAUUAUAGUGAAGGAGAAGAUUCUAUUGAUAGCGAAGACGAUUGCUAUGAAAACGACUUUUCAAAGCCUGAGCUCAAUGGAGCUAAAGAAAAGUUAAAAGAAAUGAAAGACUAUAUGAAAGCUAUGGAUCAACAAUUGGCGGGAACUUCUGUUGGACGAAGUUUUGAACGAAGAAGUAAUGACCAAAACAGUGAUGAAUAUAAAAGAGUUGACAUCGAUUUGAAUGCUUUGACUAAUAUAUUAGAGUCGUAUAGCGCUGAGUGUGGUGUUCCCGGACCCGCCACUGCUCUGUUCUCAACAAUGGGCGUCAGAUUACCUGAUAAUAAAGACACGGAUCAAUUGUGAUGACAAAUCUAUGCCUUAAUUUUUUUUAUUAUCGUUAUUAUUAAUUUUUAUGACACAAUUGCCAUAUUUUUCUAUU
Messenger RNA from Oppia nitens, 1945 nucleotides. RefSeq names its product protein ecdysoneless homolog (gene ecd). The transcript has 2 exons. The coding region runs from base 28 to 1869 and encodes 613 amino acids. The record is from RefSeq and is a predicted model, not a curated record. NCBI's taxonomy places the organism in Eukaryota, Metazoa, Arthropoda, Arachnida, Sarcoptiformes, Oppiidae. Gene Ontology annotation, cellular component: nucleus.